Dreissena polymorpha is the source of this 1991-nucleotide messenger RNA. RefSeq lists its product as uncharacterized. Lineage: Eukaryota; Metazoa; Mollusca; Bivalvia; Myida; Dreissenidae. The transcript has 2 exons. Bases 661 to 1134 code for a protein of 157 amino acids. Gene Ontology annotation, molecular function: nucleic acid binding; zinc ion binding. The record is from RefSeq and is a predicted model, not a curated record.
UUCCUGUACUAAUUUGUGAAUGGUAGGGUUCGUUACAUACCUGUGGACUUGUGUCCAUAAAUACAUGAUUUUGGCAAAGAUCAAAGCGUUCUUAUCGGCGAUUUAAUCUCGAUAGACAAAAGUAUUAAACAUGAUGACGGUUAUGCAUAUGCCAGCGUUGACUGGAGGUUCAUUAAUCGAGGAGGCGAAAGAGAGGACAGUAAAGGUUCAAGGAAAUAGAGAAAGCAGUAUGCAGGGAGUUGUGAAUGUUUUGAUGAAAUAUGGCGUCUUGGAUUCGGAAAUUGAAUUGCUGGCUUCUGGACCACCAGGGUCAUCAGAGUAUGAUGUCACGUUCAAAACUAAAGAUAAGUGUAUUUCCUUUUUAAACAAUAUUCAAAUGAAAUCGUCAGUUUCGCACCAAGGAGUUCAAUACAGAUUUAUUAAGUAUGGAAAACAAAUUAUUACAUGUAGAGUUCAUUGGCUUCCAGCAUUCAUAAGUGACAGAGUCAUUGCAGACAACAAUUUGGAACAGUGUUGUCGGUAGAACACGAUCUAUUGACAAUAGGAGAUUUUAGUACCCAUUCAGGAGUACGUGUUGUCGUGGUGGAGUGUAGUCCGGUUCAGAAGGAGUCCAUUCCUCAUAAUAUUUCAUUUGAAUGCGGCACAAGGGCCCUGAUAACAAUGAGAGGACGGCAGCCUUUGUGCCUCUAUUGCCAAGAGGUUGGACAUGUCCACAACACCUGCCCUGAAAAUAUAAAUGCUAUAUUUAAGAAAGUUAGUGUUUCAGACAAGAACAAAGAUACUACCACAGAGAAACAGCCUGAAACUGAGAAAAGGAAGGAAACAAAGGAGCAGACAGACCAACCACAACAAAAAAAAAUAGACGCCGAGGGUUUCGAUACGGUGGGAAAUAAGAAGAAAGGAAAGAGACAGGGACGAAAGAAGGAAGAAGAGAAGAAACAGGACAUGGAAGUAGAAACAGAGAAUGACAGCAGCGAGGACGUAGAGAGCCGGUGCUCGGGUUGUUAUCCUGGGUCAGAGAGAGAACAUCAGAGUGAUAUAGUGUUUUGUGCUUUUGGUCAUUUGAGUGAUGUGAUGAUAUGUAUUGAUGUAUUAAUAUAUGUAUCAUCACUGUUAUCAUCAAUGUUCCUAUGAAUCAUUUCAUUCAUAUUUACAUAUACCAUGUAAACCGGUUUUGGGCUCAUCUCAUUUCACUAAUUGAAUUUCAUUAUCACUCAUGUUUCAUCACUAUGUAUAUACGCCAUACCAUUGCCUCAUUUUCACUCAUGUAGGCCAUAGGAACAUUGUACUAACCUUUCGUGUGUAUUGAGUUUCAUUUCAAAAAACAUAUUUAAUAUCAAACAUGCUUUUUCACAGUUGUUCAGCCUUAACUGGAUGGUGGGGUUGAGGCGGUUGAGUAGUUGUACCCAAGGCUGUCACGUGCCUCAACUCCAUCAUCCAGGGCAGCUGCAGACUAUAUAUCAUGUUCCUGGCGGACCAUUGCCGGAAGUGCCCGUGCAUGACCUGAGGUGGUUCGCUGGGAACCUCAUUUUAUUUUUAUAAUAGUUUUUUCCUUUAAAUAUACAACUUUAUAUGUUUCUUUCGGUUAUACCUUACGAUUAUCAAGGAAGUGUGGUUACAAUACUCUUUUUAUAAACGGAAAAAACUCAAUACAAAAUACUAAUUAAAACCCGCUUUAAUUAAGGAAGGUGACUUUUAUUUGUUAACAACUUUCAACUUACAAUUUUCUCUGGUUUUCAAUAACAUCAUAUACAUAUUUAAACGUGCAGACGUGAACAAAGACUGUCAUAUUAAUUAAACGUGCAGACGUAAAAAGACUGAUAUAAAUUGAAAAAUAUAAUUGUGUUUCUUAUAACUGUGUUAAUAUUGCCUAGCAUACUAAGUCACCUCUAUUUUGUUAUUAUUUUGUUAUUGUAUAUUUAGUUAUCUUAAGCGGGUACUUGGGGAACUCUACACCCCAAGUUUCGUUAGAAUAAAUUUUAUGAAACUUA